This is a messenger RNA of Rhizopus microsporus ATCC 52813, 468 nucleotides long. RefSeq lists its product as uncharacterized. Bases 1 to 468 code for a protein of 155 amino acids. Lineage: Eukaryota; Fungi; Mucoromycota; Mucoromycetes; Mucorales; Rhizopodaceae. Gene Ontology annotation, biological process: regulation of cyclin-dependent protein serine/threonine kinase activity. Gene Ontology annotation, cellular component: nucleus; cyclin-dependent protein kinase holoenzyme complex. Gene Ontology annotation, molecular function: cyclin-dependent protein serine/threonine kinase regulator activity; protein kinase binding. The transcript has 2 exons. The record is from RefSeq and is a predicted model, not a curated record.
AUGUCAAUUAGUAACCAAGGCAACCCAAAUAAGAUAAAAAGAGACUCUGUGCUUGCAUACAUUACAGUCACUGUGGAUACAUUAUUACCGUGUUCAAACUGCAAAGAUCAACAAAGAAUUUUACCUCCUUUAAAUGAGUUUGUCAAUAACUUUAUAGAGAAAUCCAAGUUACCUAUACCCAUCUUAUUGAUCACCCUUCUUUAUCUGACGCGACUCAAGACUAAAUUACCUUCCACAGCCAAGGGUGCUUACGAUACACCCUAUCGAUUAUUUCUUGCUUCCGUCCUCACCAGUUCUAAAUAUCUCUCUGAUCUCAAUUCAUUGACAAGUAUACGUGUUUGUGAAAUGAUUCAGCGACAAUACAGUGUACGAGAGAUAAACAGCAUGGAACGAAGUUUCUUAAGUUUACUCAGCUACGAUCUUCGGGUCACUGCAGAUCAAUUACAGGAAUUAAAUAAAUCGCUUUGA